Molecule: messenger RNA, 3556 nt
Organism: Miniopterus natalensis
Lineage: Eukaryota; Metazoa; Chordata; Mammalia; Chiroptera; Miniopteridae
Gene: GNPDA1
Product: glucosamine-6-phosphate deaminase 1
Biological process (GO): N-acetylneuraminate catabolic process; N-acetylglucosamine catabolic process; carbohydrate metabolic process
Cellular component (GO): cytoplasm
Molecular function (GO): identical protein binding; glucosamine-6-phosphate deaminase activity
Source: RefSeq, a predicted model, not a curated record
AGAAUGCCCAGCGGGUGGGGCGGACGGGAAGGGUUGGGGGGCUGGCUCGAGCUACAAGAUCAUAGCCAACAUAUUGAAGAGCGUGGUUGCACGCAUCCUCUCAUUUAAUAUUCCCCAUUGUGAAAUCUGCCAGGACAAGAUGAAGCUCAUCAUCCUGGACGACUAUUCUCAGGCCAGCGAGUGGGCCGCUAAGUACAUCAGGAACCGCAUCAUCCAGUUUAACCCAGGACCAGACAAGUACUUCACCCUGGGGCUCCCCACUGGGAGCACCCCACUUUGCUGCUACAAGAAGCUAAUUGAGUACUAUAAGAAUGGAGACCUGUCCUUCAAAUACGUGAAGACCUUCAACAUGGAUGAGUAUGUGGGUCUUCCUCGGGACCACCCAGAGAGCUACCACUCCUUCAUGUGGAACAACUUCUUCAAGCACACCGACAUCCACCCGGAAAACACCCACAUUCUGGACGGGAACGCAGCUGACCUGCAGGCUGAGUGUGACGCCUUUGAAGAGAAGAUCAAGGCUGCGGGCGGGAUUGAGCUGUUUGUCGGAGGCAUCGGCCCCGAUGGACACAUUGCCUUCAAUGAGCCGGGCUCAAGUCUGGUGUCCAGGACCCGUGUGAAGACGCUGGCCAUGGACACCAUCCUGGCCAAUGCUAGGUUCUUCGAUGGAGAUCUGACCAAGGUGCCCACCAUGGCCCUGACAGUGGGUGUGGGCACUGUCAUGGAUGCUAGAGAGGUGAUGAUCCUCAUCACAGGUGCUCACAAGGCGUUUGCUCUGUACAAAGCCAUCGAGGAGGGAGUGAACCACAUGUGGACCGUGUCUGCCUUCCAGCAGCACCCCCGCACCGUGUUUGUAUGCGAUGAGGACGCCACCCUGGAGCUGAAAGUGAAGACUGUGAAGUAUUUCAAAGGUUUAAUGCUUGUUCAUAACAAGUUGGUGGACCCCUUGUACAGUAUGAAAGAGAAAGAAACAGAGAGAAGCCAGUCUUCUAAGAAGCCGUACAGUGAUUAACCUGUGCUGACCCUAGUGUCAAGUACCUCAUUGGGACAGGCCAAUCUUUCUGGAAAUUGUCUGGAGAACAGAAUUGUAUUUUUUUAAUCCAGUAUGAUUACUCCAGAUGAACAGGUGAACUUACUGUUCCUGGCUCUGCAGCAUGGAGCCUAGUGGUGGAGUUUAGCUAUAGGAGAAAUGACUUGUUUGUAACUUAAUCAGGAAAAAAAACACUCCGUAAUUUUGAUGUCUGCUCCACAGAUGAGGGGUUUUGGCGCUUUGUUCUGCCUCUGACACUGUUCACAUGUACAGCACACUCCAGUCAGGAUUUCUGUCAUUAUGUGCAGAUUCUCAGUGGGGGAAAGAGGGGCUGUUGUACUGGACAGAGCCUCUUUGGAGAGGCUUGAGAGCCCCUCUUGAGCAGGCCUGCCCCUUAUUUGAGAAUCACUGUUCCAGAUUAAGGGACAAACUCUCAAUAUGUAAAAUCAGCAUUAGGAGGCAGUCCCUCUGGUCAGUAACAAGUGCCAUGGAAAGAAACCUGCUCCUUACUUUCUUUCCUCCUUUCCCUCUCUCUUUUUUUCUCUCUCUCAGUUGGCCUCUCCAUGAACUCUGAGGACUCCUUGGGGAGGAUUUGGGAGGGGAGGCUGAAGAGAAGGCUUUGCUGAUAAGCUCAGAACCUCAAAGGGCCCAGCAACGUCAAACUCCUCUCCCUCAGGGACCUUCCAGUACCGGCAGGAAGGCAGAAGCCCUUUUCCCACCAGUGCCCUGUGUUUUGUUCCAAGGUCUCACUGGCUCCCCCUUUACAUACUUAUUAAUACGCAGAAGGUCCACUGGGGCAACCAACACUGGCAAAAUUUCAAUGUGUUCAGCCAAGGUGACGGGGGCUGGGGUAAGCAGCUCAAUUAUGAGUUUAGUCACAACACCAGUGACAUGUUCUCCUGCUUCCCUUAGGAGCUGAGUGCCAAGACUACAUACAAAUGCUUCUAAAGCCGCCUUUCCCCACCUAAAAUACCCUGGCCUUCUCACCCUCUUGGGUUCAUGUGGUGAGCUCUGAUGUUUCCAGAACAUCGGGAAAUAGAACCCUUCUGUCCCUGUACCCUUCACCCUGUUCACAAGACGAGUCUAUUGCUCUGCCUGCCUUUUACUCUCUUAAGCCUCCUGCUCCCUCUUUGUGCCUGCUUCAAGCUGCUGCCACCUCUAUUUCUGAUGAAGAUCUUUCUGUGCUGUGCUGGGUACCAGCAUUUUGUCCAACUUUUAUACAUGGUUGUGCUGUUAUAGGUCAGUGGGCUGGCUUACAAUGUGAUGUUUUCUAUUAAAUCCAAUAUUUUCAAAUUUGUCAUUUGUGGACUUCACCCCCAAUCCCCUAAAAGGUCAGAAGAUGGUCUGGGUUCAUACAUAUUUUGGGAAUGGCUGGUGAACAAAGCUUUACACUCCUCAUACAGCUCUGCAGGAAGUCACAAUCAUAGCAACUGGAUCUUUUGCAUUUACUCGGGGAAAAAGAAAAUAUUUCAUAAAACUGAAGCACCUGUGUGGAAAAUGGCAGGAAUGAAUAGUAGAACAAUAAACUGUCAUGUUCUAACUGUAUUUGGGAUCCAAACAAGGAUAUAGCUGUUAAAAAGAACAAGGCAGAUCUGUGAACAGGAGGGAUACAAAAACUGCAUGGUAUGGAAAAUAGGUUUAGUUUUGUUUUUUAAAGUUAAAAAUCAAUAAUAAUGGAACAUCUUGGGUCAAUAUAACCAACUGAAGUACAAGUAGAAGUUGGAAGAAGGGUUUUAUUUUUUACCAGUUAUAUUGACAUAUAAUUUAUGUGCCCAUAAAUUCACCUAUUUUAAAUAUAAAUGCAAUGAUUUUUAUUAAGUUUCUGCAUGGAGUUGUGCAGGUUCUCACCACAAUCAAUUUCUGUCAUCCCCAAAAGCUCCCUACUCCUGUCCCAUGCCAGGUGACCACUAGUGGGCUUUGUCUACAGGUUUACCUUUUCUGGAUGUUUCACAUAAAUGGAAUCAUACAGCAUGACAUCUUUUGGGUCUGGCUUUCACUGAACAUGUUUUUGAGGUUCCUGUGACAUGCAGCAGUAAUCCAUUCCUUUUUAUUGCUGAAGAGUACUCCAUUAUAUGAGUAUGUCCUCUUGUUUAUGCAGUAAAAAGGGGUUAAUUUUUAAGUAGGUAUGUUACAGAAAAAAAUUAUAUUAGAAUGAAAGGAAAAAGGACUGUGAUGACUGCCAAACUUAAGACAUCUGUAUGAACUCAGGACCUUACAAAGAGCUGUAUUUCCCAGGCCUGUGUUUCCCUGGUGGCUCAACAGCAGUGUCAUCUGCUUCAACCAGUUCUUGUGUGGAUCCUGGGCCAGGCUGGGCCUCUGACACUAUGCAGGGCUUCUUGGACAGAAGCUAAUUUCAUGGGUUUGAGCAGGGAUCACAGUGGGCCUGGAAUAUCUUGUUGCCAGAAAGCAAAGGUGCUUCUAAAAACGAGGCAGUAUUAAGAGGACAAAGCAGCCUGUUAAACGGGGCUCCCAAUGGCCAGGUUGUGACGAUUUGAUCAAUGAAGAACUAUUAAAUAUAGUUAAGAAAAA